AAUUGCGUCAUCUGGUUGUUGUGUACUUCGGCUACUCGUUCGGGGAAGUUGUUGUGGUUCUUUUUUUUUUACCCAAAUAUUAGCUAGCCAGUAGCCAGCUAGCUAAUCCCCGAGAAGUCCGGCAGAACCAGAAGACCUGGUCCCGGAAUUGAAAAGAGGCGCCGAUGACCGUCAACGAGGAACAGCCUUGUAUCUCAUGUAGUUUAUAUUCGUGAAGAAUAUCCAAAUGGAGGUGGUGGAAAGUCCUCUUAACCUCGCCCAUCAGCAGAGCAGGAAGGCUGACCGUUUGCUGGCAGUGGGCAAAUAUGAAGAAGCCAUUGCAUGUCAUGGGAAAGCUGCAGACCUUCUGAAGGAGGCCAUGAAGCUAACACACUGUGAACAGGCUCACCUGUCACUGGAGCUCCAGAGGGACAGCCACGUCAAGCAGCAGCGGCUGAUCGAGGAGAGGUGGAAACGGGCCAAACGGGAAGGGCGGCCCCGGGGGACCCACAGCGGCCCCGCCACCGCCGCCGCCCCCGAGCUCAGCCCCCCGGCCUCCCUGCAGGCCACCGCCGGUGCCGCCCCCGGGCCGACGCAGGACCGCCGCGCUCCGGGCGACGGCGAUCGCGAGUACGACACCUGGCUGUACCUGCUGAAGAACAAGGGCGCCCCCCCGGAGCCCUGCCCCUGCCCCGGCAGCAAGGCCCUGAAGGACGACAAGACGCGGCUGGAGGAGCAGGAGACGGCCAUCGCAGACCUCAGGAAGCUGGUGGACUUCCUCCUGGCCGAGAACGAGAAGCUGACCCAGGAGAACCAGCGGCUGAAGGCGGAGAACGUCCGGCUGAAGAGGGAGCCGUACGCCGACGCCGACUUCGUGGAGAAGUCCGAGCUCUGGGUCCUGCCGCAGCCGGGCGAGGACAGGAAGACCAAGGACAUUCCCAUCCCGCACCUCCCGCCCCUGGAAAUGCCGACUCAGGACAUCUCGCUGGAGGACCUCCCUGCGCUGGAGCUGCCUGAGGACAUCCAGCAGGAACUGCAGGAGCUCCUGGACAGGGACAAGCCGUAGCCCGCGCUAAAACGCUAACGAAAGGAAGACCCACCCGAGAACAGGCGACCGCGCUGUCGUGGUGACGCGCCGCCUUUCAGAAGUGUUCAGUGGCGUCCCUGUGGCACUUCCGCAGGGGCAGCUCAAGUGACUGAACUUAGAAGUCAUUUGUUUUUCAUUAUUUUGUUUCUGUCUCCCUCCAGUGGCUACCCUAGGUACUGCAGCUAUUUCGUGAAAAAUCUUUUGCCAGAUUUGUGCCUUUGAAUAUUUCUAUAAUAUAAGGUCCUGAAAAAUAUUUGAAUAAAAAGGGACUGAUGAAAGUUCUCCGGCUUUAUGAAAGGUUCCCAUCUCAAAGCCAGGACUGGCUGGCAUUGAUGGUUUCAUCUCUCACUUCUUAAUUUUUGUUUUUAUUAUUAUUGUUAUUAUUGGCUGGUUUCAGCUCAGAUUUCUCAUAAUAGCUCUAGAAACCUGGGACAGACUAUGCCCAGGGAUAGAGGUGGAGUGUGGGAAGACGUGCAGCUCCAGAGAAACCUGAGUGAAGGUUUAGCAGUGGAAACCGUCCCUCCGGACAGACAGCUGAGCUGCUCUGGGGGAGGGGCAGAAAAACGAACACUGUGAUCUACAUCCGUAAUCUGUACUGUGUGGUGUUUGCUCGACUCCCGGUCUAGCGCUCCCUCCUGGGUCGAACGUCCUGCGCUAGUGCGAACGCUCGCGCGCGGAGCAGGCUCGCAAGCGCCGAACGAACGCCUCCAUUUUGUGUCCCGUCAUUUCCAGAGACAGCCAGCGGAAGGAGACUGAAGUAGACUUGACCUUUUUUUUCCCGUCUCGAGACGACGGCCAGGGGGGCGUCGUGGGUUUUUCGGUUUAAAAAAAAGGGGGAACCUCCGCGCCCCUUUCCCGCGUCCCCCGGCGACGUCGGUGUCCCGUGGGGGGAAACUCGUGGUAAAAGAGCUCGUGUUUUCGCCCGCGCGGAAACGUCUCGCCGCCUGAAUGGCGGGAGAGGUGGCGGCCUCUCGGCUGAGCUGCGUCAGAGAGGCCUCGGCACGGACCGAGCGCCACCAGCUCCCUCCCAGCCUGCACGCAGGACGAAGACACAGGCCGGCGUACAAACCACUCGUGAGCCGUCGCUAACAAAAGCCUGGCUGACAUAGGCAGUUUAUGAAGCCUCUUUUCCUCCUCCCCCCUCCCCUCCUUUUUUUUUUGAUAUUCAAGUUUGGUCCUGUGUGUGUGUGGUACCUCAUUUUAUUAUUUUAAUGUUUUUUAUUUGUCUUUUGAGUCAGUUAAUUUGUACUGUAAUCAGUCAGUUGUUGGACACAAAAGUGAAUGUUUAAAACACACAAAAAAAACAUUUUCAGGUAACUGUUUGAAUAUGCAGAAUGAAAAAAGUACAAAUAUACCAUAUACUAGUAUGUAUGAGUAUGUACGUGUGUGUGUGUGCGUUUAUAUUUUUUAUAUAUAUGUGUAUAUAUGCGUGUGUAUGUACGUGUAAUACAUAUAUGUGUAUAUAUAUAUAUAUAUAUAUAUAUAUACACACCAGGGUUUGUAGCUCAUUUUCAGCACUAACCUGAAAUAAUCAACUUGUGCCAGAAGCGCCAGAAAUGAGAAGAGCAGCUGUGAUGCAGCUUGGGAGCCAAUGAAAAGAAUGGGUCAUAUUGGUCUCAUAAAGAGGGAACCAAAUUAGCUAUGUUGAGUAUGUAUAAUUUAAUCAUCGGUUUACAAACUGUAAUCAGGGUGCAUCAGAACUUUUUGUUUGUUUUGUAUUACUGCUUGUUGUAAAUCUUAAAACCUGUGCUACCAACUCACAACAAUGAACAUUGUAACAUGUAACAUUGUUUUGGUGAUGCAUGAAUGAUGAUGCUAGUUGUAAGUAUAUGAUCUUUGAAAUGUGUACAUAAAAAGAUGAAACUGUUUAUUCUA
Anguilla rostrata (American eel) is the source of this 2941-nucleotide messenger RNA. RefSeq names its product nuclear receptor binding factor 2b (gene nrbf2b). Bases 227 to 1045 code for a protein of 272 amino acids. Gene Ontology annotation, biological process: autophagy. The transcript has 4 exons. Lineage: Eukaryota; Metazoa; Chordata; Actinopteri; Anguilliformes; Anguillidae. The record is from RefSeq and is a predicted model, not a curated record.